UGGAGGCCGGGCAGGAUCCGGAGUCCGGGCGGUGGCGGGCUGAGUGGCGGGCAGGUCGGCGGGGCCGGAGCUGGGGGCCGGAGUCAGGGCAGGAGCCUGGCCGGAAGCUGCGGGCUGUGCGUCCCUGCGAGAUGGACGGGACAGAAGGUAAUGCCGGGCAGCCCGGCCCCGCUGAGCGGUCCCACCGAAGCAGCGUGUCCUCCGUGGGAGCCCGAGCAGCUGAUGUGCUGGUGUACCUGGCGGACGACUCAGUGGUGCCCCUGGCUGUGGAGAACCUGGCUUCGCUCAGUGCUCACGAGCUGCACCGCGCAGUCCGUGAGGUCCUGCAGCUCCCGGACAUUGCCCUGGAUGUCUUCGCACUCUGGCUCGUCUCCCCUCUGUUGGAGGUGCAGCUGAAGCCCAAGCAUCAGCCCUACAAGCUGGGCCGCCAGUGGCCGGAGCUGCUGCUGCGCUUCACCGAUGCCCCAGAUGACGACGUGGCCAUGGACGAGCCUUCCCUGCAGUUCCGAAGGAACGUGUUCUUCCCAAAGCGGCGGGAGCUCCAGAUCCACGACGAGGAGGUACUGCGGCUGCUCUACGAGGAGGCCAAGGGCAACGUGCUGGCCGCGCGGUACCCGUGCGACGUGGAGGACUGCGAGGCACUGGGAGCCCUGGUAUGCCGCGUGCAGCUUGGGCCCUACCAGCCCGGCCAGCCUGUGGCCCACACCCUGAGGGAGAAGCUGGACUCCUUCCUCCCUGCCCACCUCUGUAAGCGGGGCCACGGCUUCUUUGCUGCCCUCCGGGGCCGUGGGGCCAAGGCUGGGAUGGGUGAGCAGGGCCUGCUGGAUGCCUACCGCCAGGUGAAGGAAGCGGUCAGCAGCGCCAUUGGGCAGGAGGCCACCCUGGGCACCCACUACCGCGCCUACCUCCUCAAGUGCCAUGAGCUGCCCUUCUACGGGUGUGCCUUCUUCCACGGCGAAGUCGACAAGCCCGCCCAGGGCUUUUUGCACCGGGGCGGGCGCAAGCCAGUGGUCGUGGCCAUCAGUCUGGAAGGCGUGCAUGUCAUUGACAGCAGGGAGAAGCAUGUCCUGCUGGGCCUGCGCUUCCAGGAGCUGUCGUGGGACCACACCUCCCCUGAGGAGGAGGAGCCCGUCCUGUGGCUGGAGUUUGAUGGGGACAGCGAGGGCACACCCGUCAACAGGCUGCUCAAGAUCUACUCCAAGCAGGCCGAGCUGAUGAGCAGCCUCAUUGAGUACUGCAUCGAGCUGAGCCAGGCUGCUGAGCCUGCGGCCCCCCAGGAGAGUGGCCUGGGGCACCCUGCAGCCCCUGGCUCCUUGCCACCACCCACCCAGCGCCCGGAGCUGCGGAGGCAGGGCAGCGUGGUGUGCAGCCGCAUCCAGCAUCUCUGUACCAUCGACUACGUGGAGGACGGCAAGGGCAUCAAGCGGGUGAAACCCAAGCGCACCACAUCCUUCUUCAGCCGGCAGCUCUCCAUGGGCCAGGGGACUUACACCGCGGUACAGCCCACCGACAGCCUGGAGCAGGGCUGAGGGCAGCAGCACCGGGCGAAGAGUGGUGCAUGGGGCCCCCGAGACUGGCCCAGCACUGUCCUCCUUGAGGGGCAAGGGCCAGGCUGCGCUAGUCUCAAAGGUUAUGCACAGAGGGGAGGAGGGCUGCCUCGGCUGCUCAGGGUCUGCAGGUAUUUCAGACCACGGAGAAGUGACUUCUGUACCUGGGAUGAUGCCUGGGCUGUGCAGAGCUGGCCAGGGCUUCCACAGUGGCCCUAUUGCAGCCUGCCCUCUCUUCCCCUGGACUCUGGGCCCAGCUGCUGUCUCAGGACCAGCUGAUCAGGUCCCGGCUGCCCCCUCCCACCUAGAGACUUGCCUUUGUGCCCUUCUCAAGAUGGACGGUGUCCCCUGCUCUGAAGUGCCUCCGAUGGCAGGUGGUUAAGGAUUAGGGCUUGGGACCUACAGGUCCACUGCGUUCCUCUGGACGUUGGUGACCACAUCCCCGCAUUCCUUCUGCUGGCAUUCCACCACCACCCCCCCACUGCCAGGCUGGGCCGUCACUCUCAGGAGGGUGGGAGGGGACCUCCUGGAUUGAACCAUGGCAGAGACAGAAGGUGAGGGCUCCCCACCCCAUAGCUCCCUGGCUGAACUGGGACUGGAGGGAGCCGGGCAGGGCCCAACUCCGGGGACCCUGUGCCCCUCACGUCUCCCUUGCAGGCAUGAGACACUCUGACCAGAAGGAAGGCGCCUUUUUGUUAGCCUUUGUUGACAUCACUGUGUUGGGAGGUGGCUGUCCUGCAGACCAGCAGGCCCACCAGACCCACACACUCCACACUCUGUGAAAAGCUCCCGAAAGCCCCUGUGAGCACCCAAGGAACUCCCCUCGGUGGACCACCCAGGACUGCCCUUUCCUCCCAGUGUUCUGGGUCCUCAGGUUUUAGUUUCUGUAUUUUUUCAUCUGCUUUGGAUCCACGAAGCCCGUGAACUGUGGGGAAACUCCAUGAAAUGCCCUCAUUAACCUCAGAGCUGCUGGGAAGGGCUACAGGUUUCCCUGGGGGCGAACCCGUGCUCAGGGAAACGCCCAGUGACACAAGACGGUCUCUUCUCUCUCAGGGACGUUGGAAAGGAGGUUUUGAUGGGGGUGAUUGCUUUGGCUUUUCUCCAGCUUUGCCCUCCUGGCAACGGUGGUUCUAUGUGUUUUCCCAGAUGAGCUGGGGUCCCCCUGAGAGGCGGGUUUCCCCAGCCCCUGGGUCCCUCUGUGGAGGGUCCGUGGCUCCCGGGUGCUUCCCGGCGCUCCCGCAGAAGAGGCAGCCCGGCUCAGCACAGGGCUCGCUCUGUUUCCCUUCCCAGGGGAAAACCGGGGGAGAGGAAACGGGAACCUCUUGUACGCCGAAUGUGAGAGCCCAUUCAUCCCUCCUCCCUUGGGCAACUUCUGAACACUCCAGAUGUUUUGAGGUGGGCUUGCCUUCCAGCAACAAGGACUUUGUCAUUUGUCAUAAUAAAUAGGUGCAAAGAAUAGGUGAGAGAUGUCCCAGCCACAGGACAAUAUCAGCUGCCACAUCUUGUCCCCACUCCUGGAGUCCCUUAACCUCGCUGAGCUGCCCAGCUGGUUCUGGUGGCUCCAGCCCUCUGGUUAUCUCUGUCCCACUGACUGUUUUUUUUUUUUUUUUUUUAAAAGAUGACCGGUAAGGGGAUCUUAACCCUUGUCUUGGUGUGGUCAGCACCGCGCUCAGCCAGUGAGCGAACCGGCCAUCCCUAUAUGGGAUCCAAACCCGUGGCCUUGGUGUUACCAGCACCGCAUUCUCCCGAGUGAGCCACGGGCCGGCCCCCCACUGACUGUUUUGAUUCCUGGUGAAUUCUUAUCUGCUGGGGCGUGUGGGUGUGGGUGUGGUUGGGUGUGUGUGUUUAUAUGUACACAAAUGACGUGUUUCUGCUCUUAAGUCUCUUUCUCUGUUUUCUAAGCAUCCAUUGUGCCUUAACCUUUUCUUCCUGCCCUUUGGGACAGAGCAGCGUUUUAUCAAAUGCCCUUUGAAUGUUCUCAUUCUUUUGUAUCAUGUGACUUACUACCAAUAAAAUCCUUUU
This is a messenger RNA of Cynocephalus volans (Philippine flying lemur), 3569 nucleotides long. RefSeq names its product FERM domain containing 8 (gene FRMD8). Lineage: Eukaryota; Metazoa; Chordata; Mammalia; Dermoptera; Cynocephalidae. The coding region runs from base 132 to 1529 and encodes 465 amino acids. The transcript is spliced from 11 exons. Gene Ontology annotation, cellular component: plasma membrane; cytoskeleton. Gene Ontology annotation, biological process: negative regulation of canonical Wnt signaling pathway. The record is from RefSeq and is a predicted model, not a curated record.